Klebsormidium nitens is the source of this 690-nucleotide messenger RNA. NCBI's taxonomy places the organism in Eukaryota, Viridiplantae, Streptophyta, Klebsormidiophyceae, Klebsormidiales, Klebsormidiaceae. The record is from the annotation of a GenBank genome assembly.
GUUGCCAUUCCCGCAAAGCUACUCCCCAGGCUGUUAGACUUGAUGCUUGACACGGGUGCGGUAGCUGCAGUGGCAUCCUUGACCGGGUCUGCGUGCUAUCGCUCUGCAAACAAGGUGUGUUCGAACUUGGGUAGCGUAGCAGCGCGCAAGUCGCCGGCUGAUUUGAGGCGCUUCAACGAGCAAAUGAUACCCGCGCUGGUACUCGUCAUCUUGGAGGGCCAUCAAGACGACGAAAUUGUCCGCCUGUGUCGAAUGGGCGUUCUUGCCUACUGUACGAGCGUGCUUGCCCCCGGCCUGCCCACGUUCCGGCUGGCAAUAGCGCAGAACAGUCUGAGCAAAGAGCUUUUUGUGAGUUACGAUUGGGGGAACAACGCUGCAAGGAUUGCUGGUGCGAACACGCCGGGGACAAAGAAAGGGCUCCAGCACAUGAUACUUGACUUGCAACCAAGGCAUCACUCUGUGGAGGUUCUUGACGUCAUCAAGGACGAACUUCAGAGACUAGCAUUGUACUACAAGCACUGCCAGGGCUCGUUCACCGGCAAUCCACCUGGAGAAACUGCGCAAGACUUGCUUAAGGCGCAAUAUCCUGGAGAAAGGUGUAGUGUGUGCCAGAACCUUGAAACCACAAAAGGACUGUCAAUGCCGGCCAAACGCUUCAAGGACUCCAGUGGUUUCGGGCGGUCUAGCUAG